AUGGAGCGUACAGAAGUGCAAGACCAACAACAAGUACAAUACUGUUUUCAUGACGGGAAUAUUUCUUGCCCUAAAGAGGUCAGACCAGUGGCUGUAUACAUUAUUCUUUACAUCUUUGCAGCAGCUUCAGUGAUGCUUACCAUUUUUGGAAACCUUGUGGUAAUAAUUUCUAUCUCUCAUUUUAAACAGCUUCACACACCGACAAACCUGCUUGUGCUGUCCCUGGCCGUGGCCGAUUUCCUAGUAGGUCUAAUGGUCAUGCCUUUUACUAUUAUUCAGUCUAUUGAAACCUGCUGGUAUUUUGGGGAUAUAUUUUGCUACCUUCAUUCUGCAUUUUAUCUUGUGCUCAUUUCAGCUUCAAUCAGCAGUCUUGUUUUCAUAGCUAUUGAUCGAUAUUUUGCAGUAUGUUAUCCAUUUUUGUACACUGCUAAAAUAACAAUUCCUGUUACAUGGGGUUUUAUUGGACUUAGUUGGUUUUUAUCAGUAUUUUACACUUGGGCCAUAUUGUAUUUUAAGGGAAACUCUGAUGGUGUCACAGAACUAAAAGCUUGCAUUGGAGACUGUGUUUUUGUGUUUAAAUCAACCUGGGGUGUUGCAGACACCUUUAUGACAUUACUUAUUCCCUUUGUAUUGAUGUUGGUAUUUUAUACAAAUGUGUUCAUUGUGGCAAGACGACAUGCAAGAGUGAUUAGUUCCAUGACUCAACAGAUAGCAUCCUCAGAAGUAAAAAAGAAAAAUGUAUCAAAAAAAUCUGAACGUAAAGCAGCAAAAACACUAGGAAUAGUAAUUUCAGUCUUUUUUCUUUGUUGGUUACCUUACUACAUUUUCACUCUUAUUGUUCCCUAUACAAAUGUACCCAAUCCUUCACUUGUGAUUCAUGCUAUGUGCUGGGUAGGAUAUUUUAAUUCAAGCUUAAAUCCCAUUAUCUAUGCAUUCUUUUAUCCUUGGUUUCAGAAGUCUUUGAAACUCAUAAUAACAUUUCGGAUCUGUAGCCCAUCAUCAUCGUUAAUUAAUCUGACAACAGAAAACCAUUAA
Molecule: messenger RNA, 1035 nt
Organism: Polypterus senegalus (gray bichir)
Lineage: Eukaryota; Metazoa; Chordata; Cladistia; Polypteriformes; Polypteridae
Product: trace amine-associated receptor 13c-like
Exons: 1
Coding region: 1-1035 (344 amino acids)
Biological process (GO): G protein-coupled receptor signaling pathway
Cellular component (GO): membrane
Molecular function (GO): trace-amine receptor activity
Source: RefSeq, a predicted model, not a curated record